UUGAAAAUUUGAGACGUCUUUUAUUUUUUUCCCCACAAAGAAAGAACCCUAACGUCGCUUAUUAGGUUAACCAGCCGUGAACCGUGCCCCAACUCCUCCUUUCCCAAUCCGGAUUCGCCGGCGGCCUCGCUCCCUAGAAAAAGGCAGUCAUUUCUGCGGCGAUCGACAAAAGCAGAAGAAAAAUGCAUCUCACGCUCGAAUUCGGCGGCGGCCUUGAGCUGCUCUGCCAAUCCAUCAAGAUCCACACCGUGGACGUCAAUCCAAAACCCGGAGAGGAAAAGUUAUUGAUGCGUGACCUCUUGUCCUGGGUCAAGUCGAAUCUGAUUAAGGAGCGGCCUGAGAUGUUCGUGAAAGGGGACUCGGUGAGACCUGGAGUGUUGGUUCUCAUAAACGAUUGCGACUGGGAACUUUGUGGUGGCAUUGACACUGCGCUGGAAGAGAAGGACGUCGUGGUGUUCAUUUCUACCUUGCAUGGUGGUUGAGCAUCAAGCCUGCAGGUAGACAAAUCUUUAAAUCGAUUCUGUAUGAACACAAUGUUCUUUGUAACGCUCUCUAAUAUCUGCAGUCGAGUGAGGUUUUUCUGGUUCAA
Molecule: messenger RNA, 589 nt
Organism: Zingiber officinale
Lineage: Eukaryota; Viridiplantae; Streptophyta; Magnoliopsida; Zingiberales; Zingiberaceae
Product: ubiquitin-related modifier 1 homolog
Exons: 5
Coding region: 183-482 (99 amino acids)
Biological process (GO): tRNA thio-modification; protein urmylation
Cellular component (GO): cytoplasm; nucleus
Molecular function (GO): protein tag activity
Source: RefSeq, a predicted model, not a curated record